ACUGACAAAUUGGUUAACUUUUUUGACAACACAGGCAGAGAGAGCCACAACUUUUAUUUACUUAUUUUUAAGUUAACUAUUCAACUUGAUUAUUAGCUAUAAGGACAUAGUACAUCAUCUGUGAAACGUAGAUAGACAAACAGUUAUAAGAAUUGAUUGUAAUUAUGAAUGACGAAACAAAAAACAAUGUUAAGGAAACGAGAGAACUAUAUUCAAUGUUCCACCAAGAAUAUGUUAUCAUGGCAGAGUACCGUAUGUUACAAACCGAAAAUUUACAAGGGAUUUAUGUUAUUCCCUCCUACGAGAACUCAUUUUUGUGGUUUGGAGUUAUUUUUGUGAGGGCUGGAUAUUAUGAAGGAGGCAUCUUCAGAUUUACAUUAUCAUUGCCAGACAAAUUCCCUGAUGAAGAAGUUCCUGUUUUGACGUUCACAUCAAACUUAUACCACCCAGCUGUGGAUGCUAAUACUGGAGUGCUUAACUUGAGUGAAGUUUUUCCCCAGUGGGACCGAAAACAAAAUCACAUUUGGCAAAUAUUGAAAUAUGUUUACUCAAUAUUUCACAACUUGAAUGUUAAAGCACCCUCCAAUGUUGAGGCAUCUGUUGCGUAUAAGAGCAAUAAAAAGACAUUUUUGGAAAAAGUGAGAGAAUGUGUUGUGAUAAGUAUAGACCACAUUUAUGAUGACCCUCCUACUGAAGAUAAACAUUUUAUAACAUUCAAGCCCUAUGACCCUGAUGUCCAUGACACUGUUAAAAACAUUAUGCUUAAAACCCCAACAACAAGUGAAGGAGGAAACCAAGGUAUAUCUUGGGUACAGCCAGGAUCAUUUCAAGCAUUUUCUAAAGAAGAGGCAACAUAACUAUAAGAAAAUUAUUUAUUUACAAAAAUCUACAUAUUUACAUGUAACAUGUAUAAUAUACAAUCUUACAAAUUAAUUUUGACUAGCCAUAACCACAUCCUGUGAUAAUAUUCAAUAUUGUUCUGUUAUUUAUUGUUUGAACCACCAAUUAAAUGAUUGUAUUAUUA
This is a messenger RNA of Trichoplusia ni (cabbage looper), 1024 nucleotides long. RefSeq names its product protein crossbronx homolog (gene peo). Lineage: Eukaryota; Metazoa; Arthropoda; Insecta; Lepidoptera; Noctuidae. The coding region runs from base 165 to 857 and encodes 230 amino acids. The record is from RefSeq and is a predicted model, not a curated record. The transcript has 5 exons.